AUGGCAAACGACGUAAUCGACUUAGUCUUCUCCCUCAUACUAGAUACAGAAAUAUAUCUUUGCGCAUUUCUAUUAUUAACCUAUGUCACAUCGAAGAAAAUAAAUAAAAUAAUUCAAUCCAAUUUUUACCAGAAGGACACGCUCCUAAAUAGACUAUCAAAACAUUUCUACAUAGUAGAUGUGAAGGCCACCUUUAGCCCCUUGAAAUAUAUGCUUAAGAGUGCACUAUAUCACACGUAUUAUUUUUCGACUCUUUUAUUUUUAAUUUAUUUGUUCAGACUCUAUGCGUCUUACAAACUAUGGAUUAAGGUUUACUUUUUUUCCUUAUUCAAUAUUGCCACGGACCAGUCGACAAUAUCUGAUGAUAAUUUCUAUACUGACUACUACAAUGGAAAAUCGAAUAAAUUUCUCCUUUCCUACCUAGUUGCCUUCAUCUCGGGAGUGACUAUUUCGUUCAUUUAUUAUAAGUAUCUUUGUAGGGUAUUUAAAGGGAAGCACAAAUAUGUAACGGUGCAUAAAUCCAGUUUGCUACACUACUGCUUUGAACUAGCCAAAAUAAAUUUCGGGGAAUAUGUAAAGGUGAAACCAAAGAAGGGAUCCAAAUUUAGGUUCAUCUUAGACACCAGCAUUAAGGUGCAUUCCACAUUUAGCGGCGACUCUGCUGCAACGAAAGGAAGUAGCACCGGAAAUGGAAAAGGUGGAAAUGGCCGUGGUGUUGGUAGCAGUAUCCCCAACGCAGUGACUCCGAAGGCGAAGAGAAAUUUCCUCUUCCGCAUUUUCAGCAUUGGAUAUUUUAAGAAGCAUGUCCUCUAUGAUCAGGAGGUACUGUACGAAGAUCACCUGCAGAAGAAAUGGCAGGUCGAGCAGAAGAACAAAUGGAGCUUCACUUUAAUGCUUAUCAAAUUAAUGGGGAAGAUAAUCCAAGCGAUGAUGAAUUCCAUUAAUGUGGAAAAUAAUGUGACUGGAAAAGAUGCUUCCGGAAAAACGGGUCAAGCUCCCACAACUGCUCCUACGACAACUACUGCUACUGCUGAGGAUACCGGUGAAAAGGCACCGCAGACCGUCUCCGCGGGGGUGGAAACUCAGCAGGUGGAAGGAGAAACCAAUACGGAAGUAAAUCAGGCAGAGGGGGAAGGUGCACCAAAAGGGGAGGAAGUAACCAAAGUGGAAGAAGCACCAAAGGGGGAGGAAGCCACUACAGAGGAGAAACAACAAAAGGGGGAAGAAGCCACUGAAGAGGAGAAACAAUCAAAGGAGGAGAAACAACCAGAGGAGGAGGAAGAACCAAAGGAGGAAGAAGAACACAAUAGGAAGGCCGAACCCAUCUGUGUAGAACCCCCCUUGCAGAAACAAUUGAAUGAUCAACCCCCACAGGAGCAGAGCCAGGGAAAAACGAAUCCAACAAGUAUGACAGAGAUAAAGGUAGAAACACAGAAAAGUAGUGAGAUUCCAUACAGUGACAUAAAGCUAUGUGAAUUGGAUUUAAGACCAUACGACAUAUUUCUGUGCAACUCACAUUACCAAUUUAAGAGUAUCCUAGAAGUGCUCAUGUUACACAUCCCGAUAUAUUUUAUGUUCAAAAAUAAAGUCUACGUAAAAACCUGCUUUACAAUAGCCAUGUAUCUUGUCAAUUACCUGCUCUGGAAUUUCAUAACCAUCCUAGCGAUGAUCAAACCAUCUCUAUUCGUGUACUACUAUGUACUGAAUGAACACAUAAAUAAUAUUCUAACAAAGAACAUCAAUGAUCAUGAGAAGAACAUAAUUUUGCACUUUUUCUAUGGAUUCUUCUUUGCCUCAUUAAUAUAUUUGAAAUAUCACUUCAACAUGGAGUUUAAGUUGAUAAAGGUGGACCAUAUGAACCACUUCCAUCGAAUAAUUGACAGAUGCAUAGCAGAAGCGAAUAAAUUGAAGUCCAGAGGAAUCAUUAAAAAUUUUGAAGCAAUGAAAGUUUUCCCCUUAUGUAUUGACUAUAAAAACAAAGGCAUCUUCAUCGACAGAGGAUUGCUGCGAACGACUGCAGAACUAGAACUUGUACUCAAACAAAGGAAAUUAAAAAAUAUAAAAAUAUGCUUCCGAAAUGUUAGACAAAUUGCUAAAUAUUGUGAUGAAGAUACUGCCAUGGAAAUGUUCAGACGACUGAAAUUUGUCCUUGUCAAUGAAUUGCCCCAUCGAGUUGCAUUAAACCUUUCCCGAAUCAUCUCGGAUGAAAUGUACGAUCGAAUUAAAAAGAAUUCCAUCGGGUCGUCUUCUUCGGAACAAUUGAAGAAACACCCACCUGAUUGCUUAUGCGAAAUGCUGAAAAAUACGGUCAUUCAUGAUUUUAUAAAAGAAACCAUGUGUACUGAAAAAUUCAAUGCAGAAAAAGAAAUCGAACACACGGGGCAAGCUUACGUAGGCACCUCAGACAAUAAGGGGGCAUGCAAAAAAUGA
Molecule: messenger RNA, 2430 nt
Organism: Plasmodium knowlesi strain H
Lineage: Eukaryota; Apicomplexa; Aconoidasida; Haemosporida; Plasmodiidae
Product: conserved Plasmodium protein, unknown function
Exons: 1
Coding region: 1-2430 (809 amino acids)
Source: RefSeq, a predicted model, not a curated record